GCGAGGGCAGUGGACACCGCCGCCAGUUUCAUUUCGUCGGGAGUUGUUCGUUGCACCGUGCGUUGAGUGGACCGCCAUAGCUGUUGUCCAUGAAGGACAUCCAAUUUUCGUGCGUGGUGGCGGACGGCUCUGAGCCACGUCGUCGAGAACUGUCCCAGCGUGAGAAACGCCUGGUGGUUACAGCGUUGCUCGCCGUGUCGACACAUCUGCAGCACACAGCGGCAUUGCGGCGCAGUUCGGCGAGAAGAGCUGGGGUGAGCGAGGCCAUCGCCACGCACGCCAUGGCGGAUUCGAAUUCGUCUGCCAAGGUUUGGGAUGCGCCGUUCCUUAUGGCGAAUGCCAUUGUGUCGGGUGGCCUUCCUAGGGAGACGCCACAGUGGUGGAUCCGGAGGAGAACCGGCGGAACAUGGCAAGAUCUCAUAAUUGAUGAUGACGCCACAGACGACUAUUUCCAUGAGAAGCUACGAAUGACGAGAGGGGCGUUCUACGGCAUCGUCGCCUCCUGCACUCCUUUUCUUCAACGGUCCCUCACUCAUUACCGCACUCCACUGAUGCCGGAGCAGCUGGUGGUGUUCGCUCUGUACAGGUGGGCGAGCGGUGAGACGUUUGACAGUGCAACGUCGACAUUUGGGAUGGGGCGGUCGAGUGGUAUCAAGGCGAUGUUUCGGUAGUACGGACAUUGUGAAUCUGUGCACAGAUGUCCCCUUGUUUUACAUGCAUAGCACCAAAGGUCUUGCGGGUGACCCACUUGUACU
This is a messenger RNA of Chara braunii, 755 nucleotides long. The record is from the annotation of a GenBank genome assembly. NCBI's taxonomy places the organism in Eukaryota, Viridiplantae, Streptophyta, Charophyceae, Charales, Characeae.